Messenger RNA from Cynara cardunculus var. scolymus (artichoke), 2035 nucleotides. RefSeq names its product casein kinase 1-like protein 10. NCBI's taxonomy places the organism in Eukaryota, Viridiplantae, Streptophyta, Magnoliopsida, Asterales, Asteraceae. Gene Ontology annotation, biological process: peptidyl-serine phosphorylation; endocytosis; signal transduction. The record is from RefSeq and is a predicted model, not a curated record. The transcript has 14 exons. Gene Ontology annotation, molecular function: protein serine/threonine kinase activity; ATP binding. Gene Ontology annotation, cellular component: cytoplasm; nucleus. Bases 411 to 1730 code for a protein of 439 amino acids.
UCCAUUCCAUUCAUCUCUUUUUAACUCUCCAAAUCACACAUCAAUUUAUCUUCCCCUUUCCCCCAUCUCCUUCCUCAAUCCUCGCUCGUUUGUCCCCUCCCACCCGCGUAUUUCUACCAAUAACCAUCAAGGGUGUUCUCAAUUUUGUAUUAUUUCCACUUAAAUUAGUUCUCAAAACCCUCUUUUUCUUAAUCGAAAGCCAGUGUUACUGUAUUCUUUCAAACAAAUCUCAAUUGGGUGUUUCUUGAUUUUGUACAGUGUGUUGGUUUGCUAGUCGAUUUGUAGCUUUUCAUCCAAAUUUUGGGGUUUAUUUUUGAGAUUAUCAACUAGGGUUUAGUUUAAUUUUGAGGUUUUUAAAUUAGCUAUACGUGAAUCUGAUUUGGGAUUUAGAGUUUAUUGAAGAAAGAAUCAUGGAUCAUGUUGUUGGUGGGAAGUUUAAGCUUGGAAGGAAAAUUGGGAGUGGAUCUUUUGGUGAACUUUAUUUAGGUGUUAAUAUUCAAAGUGGGGAAGAAGUUGCUAUUAAGCUGGAAUCUGUCAAAACGAAGCAUCCUCAACUUCAUUAUGAAUCGAAAAUAUACGUGCUUCUCCAAGGAGGAACUGGAAUACCGAACCUCAAGUGGUUUGGUGUCGAGACGGAGUAUAAUAUCAUGGUUAUCGACCUUCUUGGACCGAGCCUCGAAGACCUUUUCAACUAUUGUAGUAGAAAGUUCACCUUGAAAACGGUUCUAAUGCUUGCAGAUCAACUAAUAAACAGAGUCGAGUACAUGCAUGCGAGGGGUUUUCUUCACCGUGACAUAAAGCCCGACAAUUUCCUAAUGGGUUUGGGCCGCAAAGCUAAUCAGGUUUACGUCAUUGAUUUUGGCCUCGCGAAAAAGUAUAGAGAUCUUCAAACUCAUAAACACAUACCAUAUAGGGAAAACAAGAAUCUCACGGGCACCGCUCGCUAUGCAAGUGUCAAUACGCACCUUGGUGUUGAACAAAGUAGACGGGAUGAUCUUGAAUCUCUUGGUUACGUUCUUAUGUAUUUCCUAAGAGGAAGCCUUCCGUGGCAGGGACUGAAAGCAGGAAACAAGAAGCAGAAAUACGACAAAAUAAGCGAAAAGAAGAUGUUUACUCCAAUAGAGGUGCUAUGUAAAUCAUACCCAUCGGAGUUUAUAUCGUAUUUCCACUAUUGUCGAUCAUUGAGAUUCGAGGAUAAACCUGACUAUUCGUAUUUGAAGAGGCUUUUCCGAGACCUAUUUAUCCGCGAAGGAUAUCAAUUCGACUAUGUGUUCGAUUGGACCAUAUUGAAGUACCCUCAAAUUGGUGCCAGCUCCAGAGGACGACCGAUUGGUGGGAGUGCAGGUGUAAACGCUGGAACGUCAGCCGAAAAGCCUGGAAGAACCUCAGCUGGUCAAGAUAUCCGUGAUAGAGUCUUGGGUGCAGUAGAAGUGUUUUCGAGAAGAAAUUCUUCGAAAGAUGUGCAACCCGAUUCUGAAAAACUUCGAUCAUCUCGAAACGGGGAUUCGUCAAAACGGGCUGCCAUCGCUGGUGGCAGACCAACCUCCUCAGGUGAAGCAACCGAAGGCCGGUUAACCCGUCAUGUCUCGAGCAGCGCUGGCCGCUUGUCGACCACUCAUCGAGUCCAACCUGGGUAUGACACCAAACUGUCGGGUUUUUCUCGUACCGCAAAGGGCGGCGGCCAUGACGAUGCGCUCCGGAGCUUAGAGUUUCUCUCGAUCAGGAAGUGAAAAAACCUCCAUUUUAUUCAAGUAAUUUUAGCUCUUGCAAAAAUGGAUAUCGUGGUUUCUACGCUCACUCGACCCAGCCGAACCCGAAACACGAGUCUCGUGUCACCGGAAUGUAUUACUACCAUGACAUGUGGGGCAUCUUGAAUAAGCGAAAAGGGUAUUACCCGUUGUAAAUUUCGUUGUCGGUUUUGCACUUUUCGAGCAUGAUUUUAAAUGAAACUUCAUAAAAAUCUUUCGUGUUCUUCGUGUUAUAUCGGUAUUAAUGACACUCUGUAUAAAGGAAAAUUUAGUAACAUCAUUGGUUU